AUGCCUCCACCGCGGGCUUCACAGCGAGCGGAGGCCUCGACUGCCCGAAACGAGGCCACCCAACAGCAACAGCAGCGAGAACAACCACAACCGCCGCAGUCAACUAGAAACUUAGGACCGCAUCCACGACCCUUGCAUGAGAGGAAUUUGGAUGCUAGCCCCACGGAGAUGACAAACAUCGUCACGCGAAACGUCGUGGUGCUCGAGGAGUUCUACAGCCGCCCCCGACUUACUGUAACUGCCCCCCCACGUGUCAUCGCCGCCCCCAUCCUUGACCGGAAGGAGUGGCUCAGCCCCCUAUGUGUACCAUGCUUCUGCACGCGCGGCAACGGUAUAGUGGGGAACGACGCCCACUCCAUGGAUAUAGUGACUAUGAUGGCUCGGGGAAAGACAAGCCCGAUGGCGUCGCCGGAGCCGCAGUGCUCAACGGUGAGUGGCCACUUCUUGUGGCGCUUCUUCUGCCUGCGNGACAAGCCCGAUGGCGUCGCCGGAGCCGCAGUGCUCAACGGUGAGUGGCCACUUCUUGUGGCGCUUCUUCUGCCUGCGCUGCAGUAUCGCGGAGCAGACACGUAUCCUCUUUCGUGA
Trypanosoma grayi is the source of this 585-nucleotide messenger RNA. RefSeq lists its product as hypothetical. The record is from RefSeq and is a predicted model, not a curated record. The coding region runs from base 1 to 585 and encodes 194 amino acids. The transcript has a single exon. NCBI's taxonomy places the organism in Eukaryota, Euglenozoa, Kinetoplastea, Trypanosomatida, Trypanosomatidae.